This is a messenger RNA of Rana temporaria (common frog), 4600 nucleotides long. RefSeq names its product ERCC excision repair 6, chromatin remodeling factor (gene ERCC6). Gene Ontology annotation, biological process: transcription-coupled nucleotide-excision repair. The transcript has 21 exons. The record is from RefSeq and is a predicted model, not a curated record. Gene Ontology annotation, cellular component: nucleus. NCBI's taxonomy places the organism in Eukaryota, Metazoa, Chordata, Amphibia, Anura, Ranidae. Gene Ontology annotation, molecular function: ATP binding; ATP-dependent chromatin remodeler activity. The coding region runs from base 92 to 4171 and encodes 1359 amino acids.
AUUGGACACUGUAUUCUCGCGUUGUAUUGACGUGCAGGUCGCGGAUGUAAUGUAGGGUACAUGAGAUCGCAACAUCGAAGAUCCCCUGAGAAUGUCCGAUGAAAUCCCUAUUGUGAAAGAACAGCUACAGUCAGAGCCUGAACAGUCACCGAGCAGCCCAGCUAUUCCUGGCCCGUCUUCUGCCCAUACUUCCUCUGCUUGUCCUGAAGAUGUGGGACCGCAAAAACAACAUGGCGGCAUUGUACACAUCAACCGCCAGCAGAUCCAAGCCGUGGAAGCGGCCGAUCAGGCUUCGGAAUUGCAGGGAUUGGGCUUGGCAGUGUACGAUCAGGAGGUAUUGGAGCGCGGAGUCCUCCAGCAAGUGGAUGACGCCAUUAAUGAAGCCUCUCGGGCGGCACAGAUUGCCGAAGCAGAAAAAGAAAAAGAAAAUCUUUUGGACGAGUUACGUUCCUGUGUCACCUCCUUGCGUCAAAUCAACAAGAUCAUUGAACAGCUUGCUCCACAAGCUGCAGUCUCCAAAGAGAUUGCUCGAAAACUGGAGUCUGUAAAACGGCAAAAACAUAAUAAAGAUCAGCAACUGAAGAAGAUCAAAGCUAAACAAAGACGCCUGGCUGUGAUGUUGGGAGAGAAUCAAGAGGAGAUGGAUAUGGAGCAAGAUAAUUUAGGCGAUACAGAAGAUGUGUUAACCACAUCAUUGGGUAGUAUGAUGAUGCCUUGCCAAGAUAGUGAGUGGGAAGAUCUCAUCCGUACUGGACAGAUGACCCCGUUUGGUACAAAAAUUCUCCCAAAAGAAGAUCGCAAACCACGACGCCUGAUGCUCAAUGAUGCCUCAGACUUUGAAAAGUACCUUGCUGAUCAAGCAGAGAUGACGGCUCAUAGAAAGCGUAACUUAACUCCUAAAAAAGAGAGAAAGAAACCAGCAGUACAAGAGGACCCCACAAAAAUAAAUAAAGCAAAUCAACUUUUAACUAUUCCAAGUGCCGAGAAGAGAUUGAAAAAGAAGAUGAGGAAAUUACAGAAAAAAGCUUUUCAGACUCAGUUCAGGACAGGAAUUCCACGUAAAAAAAGUUCAAUCCCUGAAGAAGGUAGCCAAGGAGAUGAUAGUGAGGGAUCUGUUUACACAUCUGAGACAAAAGAGGAGAGCAUAGAUGUGGAUGAGAAUGAUGAUGAUGAUGAAUGGGUGCCAGAUAGCCCAGGCUCUGAUUAUGAGUUGAAACCUCUGCCUCGGAAAGCAACUGCCAAAAGACCCCGACAGCCAGUUUUAGAUCCAGAGUUUCUUCCAAGUUCUGAUGAAGACGAGGAAGAGUUCUCCAACACGGCAAAGGGUAGACGGUGUAGAGAUGAUGGAAAUUUUAAGUACUACAAGCAUCGCCUACGACAGUGGCAUAAGCAGCAAUCUAAAGAGGCAGAGCAGCAUAGAGCAGCUGAGGAGUCCGAGGACAGUGAUGUGGAGUUUGAUGAGAGUUUUCGAAUACCUGGAGUUCUCUGGAAAAAGCUGUACAAGUACCAGCAAACAGGUGUCCGUUGGCUCUGGGAACUGCAUUGCCAGCAGGCAGGGGGCAUUCUGGGAGAUGAGAUGGGAUUGGGUAAAACUAUCCAGAUAAUUGCCUUUCUGGCAGGUCUAAGCUACAGCCGAAUAAGGACGCGAGGCUCUGAUUACAGAUAUGAAGGACUGGGUCCCAGUAUUAUUGUGUGUCCUGCUACUGUAAUGCACCAGUGGGUGAAGGAAUUCCAUACUUGGUGGCCUCAGUUCCGUGUAGCUGUACUUCACGAGACAGGAAGUUUUCCUGGAAAAAAGGUUAAGCUGCUCGGGGAAAUUGGCAAAAGUCGUGGUAUUCUGAUUACAUCUUAUGCUAAUAUGCGCCUUUUGCAAGAGGAUCUCCAAAAAUAUCAUUGGCAUUACAUCAUCCUGGAUGAGGGCCACAAGAUCCGCAAUCCUAAUGCAGCAGUCACUAUGGCUUGCAAACAGUUCCGUACCCCACAUCGUAUAAUCCUGUCUGGUUCCCCAAUGCAAAACAAUUUGCGGGAGUUAUGGUCUCUGUUUGACUUUGUGUUCCCUGGAAAACUUGGUACACUUCCAGUGUUCAUGGAGCAGUUUUCUGUACCCAUCACCAUGGGAGGGUAUACAAAUGCUUCUCCUGUACAGGUUAAGACUGCAUAUAAAUGUGCAUGUGUGCUACGUGAUACUAUAAAUCCCUAUCUUCUGAGACGUAUGAAAGCAGAUGUAAAGAUGAGCCUGUGCCUUCCUGACAAAAAUGAACAGGUGCUGUUCUGUCGUUUAACUGAUGAGCAGCGACAGGUGUACCAGACCUAUAUAGAUUCCAAGGAAGUCUAUGGAAUACUAAAUGGAGACAUGCGGGUUUUCCCUGGUCUUAUUGCUUUACGAAAGAUCUGCAAUCAUCCAGAUUUGUUCACUGGAGGCCCUAAAAUUCUAAAGGGGACGAGAGAUGAGGAUUUGGAAGAGGGUGAUGAGUUUGGUUACUGGAAGCGCUCUGGAAAAUUGAUAGUUGUAGAAGCACUACUGAGAAUCUGGCAACAGCAAGGACACAGAGCUCUCCUAUUCACUCAGUCACGACAGAUGUUGCAGAUCCUAGAGGUCUUCAUCAUGAGUAUGGGUUAUUCCUAUGUCAAGAUGGAUGGGACCACAACUGUUGCCUCUCGUCAACCCCUCAUCACAAAGUACAAUGAGGAUGCUUCGAUCUUUGUCUUCCUUCUUACAACCAGAGUUGGCGGUCUAGGCGUUAAUCUUACAGGAGCCAACAGAGUCCUUAUCUACGAUCCUGAUUGGAACCCCAGCACUGAUACCCAGGCACGAGAAAGGGCAUGGAGAAUCGGCCAGAUGAAAGAGGUCACUGUAUAUAGGCUGCUAACUGCAGGGACUAUAGAAGAAAAGAUAUAUCACAGGCAAAUCUUUAAGCAGUUCUUGACUAACAGAGUUUUGAAAGACCCGAAGCAGAGGCGCUUCUUCAAAUCCAACGAUAUGUAUGAAUUGUUCACAUUGAGCAGUCCAGAUGCAGGUCAAGGAACAGAGACCAGUGCAAUUUUUGCAGGGACUGGUUCUGAUGUGAAACUCUCAAGACCUCCUAAAAAACAAAUAAGGGGCAUUAAUGGUGUAAAUGAAGAGAAUUCCCCUAUCGCUGUAAAAAACAAAAAGCCAGUGCCAUUGUCUGCCACUAGCACCUUGUCCAUUUGCUCGGAGGGCUUUCCACAAGAUGGCUUGCAAAAAAAACCUGAUUUACAAGCAGAUCUUAGUGAGAACCUAAAAGCUGUCAAAGAACACGGCUCAUCCCCAGAAAACAAUCACCGAAAACACAAAGCCAAGACGAAACACCAGGAUAAAGGGAAAAGGCUAAAAGAUGGUAAUGGAGAGAGGAUUUCGCAUUUACUGAAGCAAAAGCCAUUCAAGAAGCCAGAGAAUGAAGAGCAGCAGGAAAAACACAAGUCAAGUGAUGAAUAUGUUUUGGAAAAAUUGUUUAAAAAAUCUGGUGUUCAUAGUGUCAUGAAGCAUGAUGUUAUUAUGGAUUCCUCAAAUCCAGACUAUGUGCUGGUUGAACAAGAAGCAAGUAGAGUGGCCCAAGAAGCACUACGUGUCCUAAAAGUUUCCCGUCAACGCUGUAACGCAGCCUCCUCUGGAAUCCCAACAUGGACUGGGACAAGUGCUGGCGUCCCUCCAAAAAACAGAUUUGGACAGAAAAAGAACCCACUUUUGCUUCAACCAGCUAUUUCAGAAAGCAAGAUCCCUCAGGACAAAUGCAAGGACGCCAAGAUCACAAAGCAGCUAGCUGUGAUUAGGACUGCUACAUCAUCCCAUUUUAAUGGAGAUGCCCAGUCCAAAGAACCAACUACUUCUGCAUUGUCGUCCACUUCUUUGCUUGCUCGCAUGAAAGAAAGAAAUCAUCUCUUGCUUCCUUCGAGAGAAGACAGUGAAACAGGAGCUACAACAACAGACUCUACAGAGCACGAUGAGCUUCUCACAGAUGUGAGAAACUUCAUAGCAUUCCAAGCUCAUGGUGAAGGUGAAGCCAGCACACAAGAACUACUUCAUGAGUUUGAAAACAAACUUUCUUCCUCACAGUCCUGUGUCUUUCGGGAACUUUUGCGUAGGCUGUGUACUUUUCAUCGGAAUAGUAAUGGUUCUGGAGUCUGGAGGCUAAGACCUGAAUUCCGCUGAUCAUUCCUUUUUAAACUGCCCACUUUAAAUGUACAGCUGAUAUUAAGAUUGCUAAACACUUGGCACAGGUGCAGAAAAAUGGUGUUUGUGUAGUCAUAAGGGCAUAUAUCAAGUUGGUGCUUUACCUGAACAGACAGAGCUGCAGUAUUUUUAUUACACAAUGUCAAAAUGCUUCUCUAUUCUGUUCAUUCUAUAUAUACCUAUCAACAUUCACGAUAAAUUGUUGAGCACGCAGACCUAGUGAUUCAAAUUACUGGUGUCUGGUUAAGUGCCUAUGGUAAAAAAAUAAAAUAAAUCAAAUUAGUUAUGUUGGUGCUUAACAUGUAAAAGGGGACAGGGGAAAGGGUUUAUGUAUAGUAGCAGUUACCUGCUCUACUUUGCUGCUAGUGUAUUGAAUUUUUUUUUUAUGUCAUAAAAAUGAUACUGUAA